UGGGAUCCAACGUUGCGUGGCGAUACCAAAACCAAACGGCCCAAUUUCAUACUCAACUCUGAUUGCCAUAUUUGGUGUUUACAAUCUCGAAACAUUACACACGAGAUUCAAGAACACAUACGAAGAGAAAGAAUCACUGACAGGUUUCUGUUGUUUCAUCAUAAAGGAAAGUAUCUUGAUUGGAGAAAACGACAGUGGGUCUGUAUUCAAUUGCAAUGAUGGUGAAAUUUAUGAAACAACUUUCACAUUCAUCAUAAAUUUCAAUGCAAUCAAAUGGAUGAUUUCAAACCCAUUAAGAACAUCGAUCAUCUCCAGUAUUGUUUGUCGACUAGUUGCUUUGGGUUGAAAUCGACGCCGACAGUUUUAAUCCAUCGUCUCAAACGACCAUGAUCAGUUCUUCCCUUAAACCCCACUUUGGAUCUCAGUUGCAGGUCCAUUACCACUCCACGAACAUCAUUAUUUCUCUCUACUUUUGUCUCGGAUCAUGGAUCCUUCAACCUCUCGUCCUGCUGUAGUCAUCGACAAUGGCACCGGGUAUACGAAAAUGGGAUUUGCUGGUAAUGUGGAGCCUUUCUUUAACGUUCCAACAGUAGUUGCUCUUAACGACUCAUUUGUAACCCAACCUUCCCGAAGCUCAAUCAAAGGAAGCAGCAGCUGGCUGACUCAACACAGUGCAGGAGUGAUGGCUGAUCUUGAUUUUCACAUAGGAGAAGAAGCCAUGUCAAAGUCAAGAUCUAGUGGCAUCUACAAUCUAACUCACCCAAUCAAACAUGGACAGGUGGAAAAUUGGGAUGCAAUGGAGCGAUUUUGGCAGCAAUGUAUAUACAAUUACUUGCGUUGUGAUCCAGAGGAUCAUUACUUUUUGUUGACUGAAAGCCCAUUGACUGCACCUGAGACUCGAGAAUACACUGGUGAGAUUAUGUUUGAGACAUUCAAUGUUCCAGGGCUUUAUAUAGCAGUGCAGCCUGUUCUUGCUCUUGCUGCAGGAUACACCACAAAGAAGUGUGAGAUGACAGGUGUUGUGGUGGAUGUUGGAGAUGGUGCUACACAUGUUGUUCCUGUUGCAGAAGGUUAUGUUAUUGGGAGCAGUAUUAAGUCGAUACCAAUUUCAGGAAAAGAUGUUACUUACUUCAUCCAACAACUCAUGAGGGAAAGAGGAGAGCACAUUCCACCUGAAGAUUCACUUGAAGUAGCACGGAAAGUUAAAGAAACAUUUUGCUACACGUGUUCUGACAUUGUCAAGGAGUUUAAUAAGCAUGACAAAGAGCCAGCCAAAUACAUUAAACAAUGGAAAGGCAUUAAACCAAAGACUGGGGCACCAUACUCAUGUGAUGUUGGCUAUGAAAGAUUCCUUGGUCCCGAGGUCUUCUUCAAUCCAGAGAUAUACAAUAGAGGCUUUACAACUCCUUUACCUGUUGUAAUAGACAAGUGUAUUCAGUCUGCACCAAUUGACACAAGACGUGCCCUCUAUAAGAAUAUUGUAUUGUCUGGAGGAUCAACCAUGUUUAAAGAUUUCCACAGAAGGUUACAAAGGGAGGUAAAGAAGAUUGUGGGUGCACGUGUUCAUGCAUCAGAAGCAAAAUUUAGUAAUGAAGUGAAAGCACAACCGGUUGAAGUUAAUGUAGUGAGCCAUCCUAUCCAGAAACAUGCAGUAUGGUUUGGAGGCUCUGUACUUGCAUCAACACAGGAAUUUUUCACGGCUUGUCAUACAAAAGCAGAAUAUGAAGAAUAUGGGGCGAGCAUAUGCAGAACAAAUCCUGUUUUCAAGGGAAUGUAUUGAUUGAUACAAGAAGAAUCUGUGGUAUGAUAUAGUGGUUGUGUACAUUUCUAGAUGCUUGAAUUCAUGUAUGAAAAAAGUGAAUUUUGAAUUUUCUUUGUAUUUUUUUUUGGGGGGUUUAGGAAGCAAUAGUUUUUCUGAUAGGGAUCCUAGUGAAAUAUUUGUAUUGGAUUGCAGGCUUAUAAGGUGAGAUUUUGAAAACUUUGAUACAAAUUGUCAUCAAAUGUUAUUGAGCAAACACAGUC
This is a messenger RNA of Lactuca virosa, 2022 nucleotides long. The record is from the annotation of a GenBank genome assembly. Lineage: Eukaryota; Viridiplantae; Streptophyta; Magnoliopsida; Asterales; Asteraceae.